AACUUCUAUUUCUUCUUCUUGACUGAGAUGGAGCUAAAAGGUUUGGGGUUCGUCCCCCUUCUGUUGGCGUUUUGGUGUGCGGCCUGGCUUGCCACCAGCUACAUCGUGACGGUCGUCCUCGGCCAUGCCGCCUCGCCACUGAUGCACAUCAGUGACGUGGGAAAUUUCUUUCCCGAAAACAUAUUAUUGAGAAUUGGAUUCAUAGGGACAUCCAUUGGCACUUUGGUACUAACCUUUCUCAUUUAUAAGUAUAUGGUUAUGCAUACUGAAGAGUUCAGGGGUCAUCAGGUCCUGAUCCAGAGGAUCCUGCUGGCCAUUGUGUGGGCCUCCUGUUUUGGUACAGCUGUCAUGCAUGUAUUGUCCCCCGAAGAAUAUCCCAGGAUACACUUUGUCAGCAUGGUAAUUUCCAUUACAUGUGAAGCCUUAUACUACCUUGGGCAGUCCAUCCAGAUGUAUAAAUUACCAGGAGCAAACAAAGUCAUCCACCAUAGUAGAUGCACCUGCUGUGUCCUGGCUUUUACCUGCGCAAUUUUCUACUUUGGAUAUAAAACAUUACAGGAAUUAUUCUAUGAUGAUGAAGACUGGGACGAGAUCCGUGAAAUCACCACCAUAAUCAUCGAGUGGGUGAUGCUUCUACUGAUCCUGAUAAACAUUGUGACCUAUUAUUCCACCAUGCAGAGGUUAAUGUUAACCGUCUCCAGGAACAGCUGCAAACUCUCUCUUAGAGUAAGAAUUGAUGACUUCGGGGUGUAGACCACCACGUGGGCCAUCAAGUGGACUUCUGGGAGAGAUACUGCACAGGACACAGGAAAACCAUCUAAAGAAUAAUAACUGGGGGACUACAUAUGGUGCCAGUAAUCAUGGCACAAUAAUAUGAGCUGGUGAUAUUACCUAUUAGUGUUGAGCGGCAUAGGCCAUAUUCGAAUUCGCGAAUAUUCGCGAAUAUAUGGGCGAAUAUUCGUCAUAUAUUCGCGAAUAUUCGCAUAUUCGCAAUAUUUUCGUUUUAUUUUUGCAUAUGCGGAUAUUUGCGUAUGCGAAAAUUACCAUAUGCGAAAAUUAGCAUAUUCAAAAUUAGCAUAAACGGAAAUUCGCAUAUGCGUAAAUUAGCAUAUGCAAAUAUUCGCAUAUGAGAAAAUUCGCACGCCAGUCUCACACAGUAGUAUUAGAGCCUUC
Messenger RNA from Hyla sarda, 1173 nucleotides. RefSeq names its product DNA damage-regulated autophagy modulator protein 1-like. The transcript is spliced from 2 exons. Lineage: Eukaryota; Metazoa; Chordata; Amphibia; Anura; Hylidae. The record is from RefSeq and is a predicted model, not a curated record. Bases 28 to 753 code for a protein of 241 amino acids.